GUCAUUAGUUUUAUGUUUUCACCUAAAAUUCAGGGAUAAAAAUUGUGUUUUUAAAGCGAUGAAAGUUCCGAAAACUCCCGAAUGGGUUUCCUAUUUGUCUCUUAGUCAGGCGGUAAAGUCUGUCUUGGGGGAUAGUGGCCAGAUCCUGGCGGUUUUUCCAAGCAUUCAUCUCAUUCAGUUUCGCAACUGCACUGUGCUCCUGCCCAUUCGAGUGAAGGUUCAGCUAGAGGACUAUUCGGUAAAGAAGUUAUCCUUUCUGCUUAAGGCACAGCAUGGCACCCAUUAUCAUUCCAGGCUAAUGAGCCAACUGAAGUUGUUCCAACGGGAACACCAGAUGUACCACAAUAUCUUACCGAAGCUGGAGGAACUCUACACAGAGGUGGGCAAGGAGGUAUCCUUUGGCCCGAGGGCCUUUAAGCUUGAUUAUAGCAUCGGGGUUCAGUACAUUUUGAUGGUGGACCUAAAGUCACGAGGAUACAGGAAUGUGGAUCGGAAGGAAGGCUUUAAUAGAAAGUGCCUGAAGCAAGUGCUUAAAAAGCUAGCUCAGCUGCAUGCUGCCUCCGCCGUGUUCGUGGAAAAGAACGGAGAGUUCCAGAAACUAUUAACCAACGGAGUCUACACAAAGACCAAUCAAUCUGUUCUUCACGAACUGCACAAUCCCGAUCCUUUCCUUUCGCAGUUACGACGAUGGCGUUUGGGCGACCAUUUCCACAAACGGCUGGUGGAAAAGGAGCAGGACCUUACCGAUCGGUUAAUGGAGCUCCAUACUUCCAAUACCAAUCAGUUCAACGUCCUUAAUCAUAGCGACUGUUGGGUUAACAAUGUAAUGUUUAAGUUUGACCGUGCAGGAAAUGUAGAGGACACUGCCCUGCUUGAUUACCAGGUGGUCAAAUACGGAUCCCCGGCCAAUGAUCUGUACUAUACCAUCCUUUCAUCCGCCGCGAAGGACAUUAAGCUGGCUCAGUUUGAUGAUAUGGUCAAUUAUUACUUCUAUCAUUUGCUGGAUAAUCUCAAAACUCUAAGCUACCCAAGGACACUGCCACAGUUCAAGGAUAUUCAAGAUGCUCUCAGUAAACAUGGCCUGGCUGCCUAUGUGGUGGUGACUCGGGUAAUGCCAAUUGCGAUGAUGAAUCAGUUCGAGGACGAGGUCAACGAGCGAUACGCCUCUAAAAUGAAGUGUGCCAUGUUCACCAGCCGGAAGUAUAUCCAGGCGAUGAAAGAUAUUCUGCCCUGGAUGGAGAGUCGAAACCUACUCAAUUAAAAUAAAACUAAAAAUUAGUAAAUUUUUAAAGUGUCAUUAAUUAAAGAAAAGCCUGUUACAAAAUUUGGUAUAAAUUUAAAUUCUUAGAUAAGCUUUAUUAAAUGGUAGAGCUAUUCA
Molecule: messenger RNA, 1378 nt
Organism: Drosophila eugracilis
Lineage: Eukaryota; Metazoa; Arthropoda; Insecta; Diptera; Drosophilidae
Exons: 3
Coding region: 59-1261 (400 amino acids)
Source: RefSeq, a predicted model, not a curated record